AUGUCUGCUAUUGUGAGGACCAGACGAUCACAAAGGAUCAGGGAUAUUACUAAGAAUACACCUGCAGAAGAUAAUGACCUAAAGCAGACUAGUGUGGAGAUACGGUCGAAGAAGAAACGUAAAGUUAAGGAAGAUGAUAGUGAUACGGUAGAGAGUAACAGAAGGAACUCAUUGACUGUCAAAGAAGAGAUGGAAUGCAGACCAUUUGAGUUGAUAUCAGGAUUACCUAGUACUCAAGAGAUUCCUCAGUAUAAUUCAGCAUUAGUGCACCCCUUAUCGGUCGUAAAUUCCGGUGUGUUAUAUAAAUCAAUUGUCAAUUCCAGGAAUACUUGGAUUAAUGGUGAAAUGUUUGAUUUAUAUUAUACUAAAAAUUUAAAAAAUGGGGAUAAUGAAGGUGUAGACGGUAGCAACAUUUUGGUUAGAGAAAAAAUGCAAAAAAUGUGUGAUUGUACAAUGAUUGGAGGCCCUCAUGUAUUUCCAGUAAGGUUGUUUAUAUUUAAGAACGAGAGGAUUGAAAAGAAAUGGGAGGAAGAACAAGAACUGGAGAAAAAUAAAAGAGAAAAGUUAAAGAAAAGUUUCAUGGAAGAGAAGAAGCAUAGACUAUUGGAAAAGAAACAGAAGCAACAGCAAAAGAAGGAACAGAGAGAGAGAGAGCAACAAAUGAAAAAAGAACAAAGAGAGAAGCAUAAGCUGGAAUUGCAAAAAUUGAAAGCUGAGAAGAAGGAAGAACAGAAAAGGUUAAAAGAAGAACAAAGAAAGUUGAAAGAGGAGCAAAGAAAGGCUAAGGAAGAAGAAUUAAAGAAAUUAAAAGAAGAACAAAGAAAACUAAAGCAAGGACAGUUUCAAUCAAGGCAAAUCCCAAGCAAAAAUAAGGUUGUUCAAGCUGAUUCUAAAAAGAAUGAUGAUGUAUCCAACUCAAAAAUGAUUGCAAAUUUAAAUAUUAUGGCACAAAAAGAUCCUAAAGUUAAUAAUCUUAUGAUGAUUGUUUCAAAAGGAGAAGCUACAAAAGAACAAGUUGCAAAGUUUAAAAGAUAUAUGGAAAUAGCUAAAGCUAUGCCUUCAGCAUCGAACAACGCAUUAAAUUCUAGAAAGGAAGAUGUAAAAGAUGAUCAUAAACCUGACAAUAGCACUCCGAAACAAUCCUCAACGACAAUAAAAGAUAGUUUCGUUGAGGUGUCAAAGGAACUUUCAGACAAAAGUACAAAUGACCAAAAUGAACUAACUGAUAAUCCAAAUGCUGGCGCGGUACAUAUCGACAAGGAAACUGACUCCAAUGAAGAGACAAAAAAUGUUGAAUCAAAAAACCAAAAUGAAGAAGACACUACAAAAGCAGCACAACCUAUUCCAGCUGAUAAAACAAAGGCUGCGGAUGUUAAACUUGAAAAUAAUUUAGAAGAUGCAGAUUUAAAGAAGCAUCAUCUAACUGUUGAUUCUAAUAGCAGCUUUGUUGAAAAUGUUGAUGCAUCAGUCCAUAAAUCAGAUACUGAUGAUAACGUUAAAUUAGAAGAAUCGAUGGUAAUUCCAAAAAGAAGAUAUAGAAAGAACAGGGAUCUCGUUAAAGAAGAGGAAGAAAAAGAAAUGCAAUUAACUGCUUUCCAGCAAAAAUAUGUCGAUGAAUCGGAGUUAGCAAUUGAAUUCCAGGAAAACGUGAUAUGUAGAUAUACUCUCUCAAGAAAAGCUAUAAUUGAAUAUUUAGAAGAGUCAAAUGAAUAUAUCUACUCUUGGAUGUUGGUGCAUAAUAGAAAGGAAAUAAUGCGAUUCAAGAAUAGAAGAAUUAAAGAAUUGACUAAAAAUGUUAAAGAUGAAGAGAAAAAAGAUGAAAUCAUUUCACAAUUUAACGUUUAUGAAGAUAUGAACUGCCCAACACCUCUGUAUACACCAAUGACUGUAACUUUUAAGGAUAUUCACAGAAAGUUCCAUCAAAUAUUCAUAAACUCUGUAGAGCCUUUGGCCAAUGUACAAAAAAUGAUGGAAAGUGUAAUAAAUAUAGGUACUAGAUUAUCAGGUUAUAAUUUAUGGUACCAACUAGACGGGUAUGAAGAUAGAGAUUUAGCUGAAAACAUUAGAUGUGAGUUAGUCGAUUAUGAAAACAGCUUAAAGGGAAGAAAAUCUCGUAAAUAA
Molecule: messenger RNA, 2121 nt
Organism: Tetrapisispora phaffii CBS 4417
Lineage: Eukaryota; Fungi; Ascomycota; Saccharomycetes; Saccharomycetales; Saccharomycetaceae
Gene: SWC3
Product: Swc3p
Exons: 1
Coding region: 1-2121 (706 amino acids)
Biological process (GO): chromatin remodeling
Cellular component (GO): Swr1 complex
Molecular function (GO): ATP-dependent H2AZ histone chaperone activity
Source: RefSeq, a predicted model, not a curated record